Molecule: messenger RNA, 4041 nt
Organism: Pseudogymnoascus destructans
Lineage: Eukaryota; Fungi; Ascomycota; Leotiomycetes; Thelebolales; Thelebolaceae
Exons: 2
Coding region: 369-3560 (1063 amino acids)
Biological process (GO): intracellular potassium ion homeostasis; regulation of membrane potential; sodium ion export across plasma membrane
Cellular component (GO): plasma membrane
Molecular function (GO): sodium:proton antiporter activity
Source: RefSeq, a predicted model, not a curated record
UACAACUUCUCAGCAAACAAAAGAUCUGGAAAUCUUGGCGACUCACUCAGCCCGUAAGCUCUUGUCUGGGCGGUCCACUCUUUGCCAAGUUCAUAGCGGUCCCGCUAAGAGCCAAGAUCCUCGGUUUUCUGCGCUCCACAUUGGCGCCAUUCGACCUGAAUGCACCCUUUACAAAUACGACGCUCGCUGAGGAGGAAUUUGUAGCUUAGGACUACACAAGCAUACCUAAGCUUCGGGAUACUGUUCGAAACGCGCGCGACAAGAAGUUCUCCAAAGGACUUGGCGAGUCCAAAGCAAGGUGCCAUUCCCCGGCACAAGCCGACAAAUUCGAGACAUCGAAGCCUUCGGAGGCUUGACCUUGACUCAGAAUGGCCUGGGAGCAUCUGUCGAUCAACAAGCCCCAUUUGGUGUAUAUCAUCUUAGGGGGCUUCACAUCUCUGUUUAUGUUAUGUUCGUCUUUUAUCAAAGAGAGACUAUACAUAGGCGAGGCGACUGUCGCCACCCUCUGCGGCAUCAUCUUUGGCCCGCAUGCCGCCAACCUCAUUGACCCCAGCACAUGGGGAAAUGUCGAUCAAAUAACCCUCGAAUUCUCACGAAUCGUCCUCGUGGUCCAAUGUUUCGCCAUCGGCGUCGAAUUGCCGAAAUACUACAUGGAGAAGCAUUGGAGGUCCGUCACCUUCCUCCUCAUACCCGUUAUGACCUUUGGAUGGCUCAUUACGAGUCUUUUCAUUUGGUGGAUGGUUCCUACGCUGAACUGGCUCGAGAGUUUGGUCGUGGCCUCCUGUGUCACUGCCACAGAUCCCGUCCUGGCCUCUUCGGUCGUUGGUAAGGGAAAGUUUGCCAAGCGCGUACCUAAGCAUUUGCGUGAUCUUCUGUCCGCUGAAUCUGGAUGUAACGAUGGCAUGGCCUUCCCUUUCGUCUACCUAGGGCUUUACAUCAUCCAUUACCAGUCCCAGCCCUCGCAAGUUGCGUUCCAUUGGAUCGUUAUCUCGGUCCUGUACGAAUGUGUUUUCGGCGCGAUAUACGGCUUUAUCAUCGGAUACAUUGGUAGACGAGGAAUCCGAUGGGCCGAGAAGCACGACUUAGUUGAUAGAGAGUCCUUCCUAGUGUUUUAUUUUGUCCUGGCACUCUUCUGUGCUGGAUCGGGUAGCAUGUUAGGCGUGGACGACCUGCUUGUUGGCUUCGCUGCCGGUGUAGGCUUCUCUAACGAUGGAUGGUUUACACAGAAAACAGAAGAGUCCCAUGUGUCCAACGUCAUUGAUUUGCUUCUCAAUUUGGCGUAUUUUGUCUAUUUUGGCACUAUCAUUCCUUGGGAUCAGUUCAACUCUCCCGAGCUUGGAACUGCCGCGUGGAAACUGGUUAUUAUUGCGUUGUUUGUCGUUUUCUUCCGGCGCAUACCGAUUAUGUUAGCACUCAAACCAUUUAUACCCGACAUAAAAAGUUGGCGAGAAGCGCUGUUUGCGGGUCACUUUGGCCCUAUUGGAGUUGGAGCUAUUUUCAUUGCCAUUCUCGCGCGAGCAGAUUUGGAGACGGGUUCUACGACGCCUUUGGCAGUGCUCCCAGCAGAGGGCACACCACAUUAUCAUCUCAUCGCCUUGAUAUGGCCGAUCGUGACGUUCCUCGUUAUCACCUCUAUUAUCAUCCACGGAUCCUCAAUUGCUGUUUUCACUCUCGGAAAACACAUCAAUACGUUAACGCUGACGAUGUCAUACACGACUGCCAAUGAAGAAGGACCGUCUUGGAUGAAUAGAUUGCCCCGAAUUUCAUCACAGUCCAAGUCAAUGUCCAAAAUGUCGGAUACUGAUCUCGAAGAUAUCAAGAUGGAAGAUCUCCCACCGGGGGCGCUUCCACCUGUUGGUGUUCCAGGAGCUUUCCUUAGACGUCAAAAGGAAGAAGAUACGGGCAAAUCAAAUGUUCGAAGUUCAUCUAUCAUGCCUAGGCGAAGGAAGAAGUCCAAAUGGGACGGAUACGGACCAGGAGGCCCUGUCAGCCAGUCUGCUAUCGCGCCACAGCCUCGCAACCAAAGCCAAAACACAUCUGCAACCUUGACGCCAGAGUCUACAAGCCAUGAAGGCGAAGGAGAAGGCGAGGAGAGGGGCGAAAGAGAAAUUGGAAAGGUUCAGCACGAUGAGGAAAUGGAAGAGAUUAUGCACCAUGGCGAGGAGGAGGAACGCCCAGAACAGCACAGGUCCCAUCCCCACACAUAUGAAGCUUAUCAAGAGGGCGAUCACAUUAUAAUCGAAAAUGAAGAUGGCGACGUUCUCUCGGUCGAACAAUCUCCUCCGGAAGAGGGUAAGGAAGAGAAGCUCGGCGAAUUCGAGGAGAAAGCAAAGGAAACCGUUGAGCAUCCCGGGACUGGCUACAAGCAGUUCAGGAAGAAGAUUGGCGAGUGGAGGCAUCGUGAUGAAGGCGAAGAGCAGAAGUCCAAGCAGAAAUCCAAACGCGGCCCGGCACUGGCUUACCAGUUCGGUAACACUAUUAUUGUUGAAGAUGAAGAUGGCGAAGUCGUCAAGAAGUAUGAUCUUCCGUCUCAUAGAGACAAUAAAAAGGGUGAAGCAGGCGCCGCGAAACCAAAAGCUCCUCGUAAGGACAAGGCAGGGGAAGAGGCAGGCGCCCAAGAGGGCGAGAGCUCCGAGGCUCAACAGACUGGACAAAGCAAACUGAUCCAAGGUCUCAACAAGUGGAGUGGCUUCAAUGCAAUCAAGGAUACCCAAAUCUUCGACUCUUUCAAGGAAAACAAGGAUGACUACAAGGACGACGAGCACAUCCGAUUUACCAUCGGCAGCGCCGGCCGCCGUCUCACCAAGGAAGACUUCCUCAACGAGAUCCGCUCCCUAGACCCUAAGGGUCGCGCAGCUGUGCUCGAUAGGUCUGAUGCACCGCCCGCAAUGAAGGAUCUCGCGCGCAGAGACGCAGAUGCCAGCAUCCCCGGCUCAAACCGCCUCUUCAGCGCAAAGAACGUGCAAUCCGGCGCUUCCGCAGCCGCAGCCAAAGUUGUCGGCGCCGCGAUGUCAGGCGCCCAUGCUCCGAAACUCGAGGAGCUGGACGGAGCGGCAAGCAGCAGCAGCCGUAGCAGCGAGGACGCCGAGGAGCACCGCGCAGUGGCUAUGAAACAAAGAGCGCUGUUCGCGCACGCACAAGAUUCCGAGGACCGCGGGGCAGGCUUGCCGGGUAGGACGGGUGUCAUCGCGUCAGCGGGCUCUCCUUCGGGUGAAGUCCCGGAAUCAGCAGCUGAGCGAAGGCGCCGCGAGCAAGCCCUCAAGGGGGUAGAUUAUGACGAUGUUCCCGCCCGAAAGUUCCCCGUGGCUACCCCCGCCGAUAAGCGCAGAGAGUCUGCUACGAUGGCGAGGAGAAAUUUGGUCGCCGGAGCGACGAGGGAUGAUUCCGAGACACCUGCGGAGUGGAGGCGUCGUAUUGCAGCGCUAGGACACAGCGAGGAGCAAGAGGGCGAUGAGGAUGAGGCGUACCCGACGGUGCCGACGCUGCAGAGCCAGUCGACUAUGAGCGGGAGGAGUCGCGGGAUCCGCUUUGCGGAGGACCCGGUGAGAGGACGCAAGUGAGUGAGUGGUUACGACGUACACAUACCAACAUAGAUUUGAAAUUUUCGGGUAAAAAACCUUGGGUUUUUUUGUUACGAUUUUCUUGGGGGAUCUAAGGAUCUAAGGAAUUCGGGCGGUUUGCUUCUUUUUUGGGCUGGGCUAGGCUUUUAUUCGGGGAAUUUUGGGAGAGCCCCAGAAUGGAUGCUGGCUUGUUAAUAGAUUUGUGGUUUUUUAAACGGGUUCUCAUCGACGGAACUGCAGUUGCAGAGGUAAUGAGUGCUUGUAUGGGAAUGUGGGGGUUAUGACUAUAUGGGAGCGGCUCUUUGGUGGGUGGGGUGGGUUUUCGGGAUUCUUGGAACUGGUUUGGGGGGACUACGGACUACCUCUGACAGUUGUGGCAAGAUGGGCGAGAAAGAAUCUCGAUGGGCUGAGGGGGGGGCUAAUAGUUAAUGUCUUUCUACUGAAUCAUAAGGAACAGAUACCAAUUUCAAAGGAUUACCUC